AUGCUAGGGUUUUUGGAUUUGGUUCGAAUUGAGGAAGUGGAGAUUGAUGAGGAUUUCUCAUUCUUUCAACCGUUGGAUCUGAUCUCAAAGGACGUAAACGAGUUGCAGGAGAUGCUUAGGGAAAGGAAGAGGAAAGAGAGGGAUAAGGAGAAGGACAGAGAGAGAUGUAAAGAAAACGAGAAGGAGGUUGAUGGAGAUCGCAACAACCGUGUCAAGGAAAAGGAUAGGCAUGAGAAACACCACAAGGAGCGAGAGAGGGAAAGGGAGAAGAUGGAACGAGAAAAAGAGAGAGAAAGAGCGAAGAUGGAACGAGAAACAUUGGAGAUGGAGAGACUGAAAUUAGAGAGGGAGAGGGAAAGAGAGAAGAUAGAGAGGGAAAAGGCUCAUGCAAACCAGCUUCGAGAUGGUAAUAAGGACAUGGCUAUUGACCAAAGUGAGAAAGAUAAUGCUGGGGAUGAAGAGCAUGGCCGUUCUUCUGCUGCAGAACCUAUGGAUAUCACCAUGACUCCAACAUCUCUGCCGUCUCACAUUCCUGAUUCUGACGUGAGGAUUUUGGAAGGGCAUACUUCUGAGGUUUGUGCGUGCGCAUGGAGUCCGUCGGCUUCAUUGCUUGCUUCAGGGUCAGGUGAUACCACAGCACGUAUCUGGAAUAUUCCGGAAGGGCCGCUAAGAUCUGGUCGUAGUAUCAACGCUUUGAUCCUGAAACAUUCAAAAGGAAAGUCAAACGAGAAGAGCAAGGAUGUGACUACACUUGACUGGAAUGGUGAAGGGACUUUGCUUGCAACUGGUUCAUGUGAUGGCCAAGCAAGAAUCUGGACUACAAAUGGGGACCUCAUAAGUACUCUGAGCAAACACAAGGGACCUAUAUUUUCCCUAAAGUGGAACAAGAAAGGUGAUUAUCUUCUAACCGGAAGUGUUGAUAAAACCGCUGUUGUUUGGGAUGUAAAGGCAGAGGAAUGGAAGCAGCAAUUUGAAUUUCAUUCAGGGCCAACACUUGAUGUUGAUUGGCGCAACAACGUGUCCUUUGCAACGAGUUCUACGGACACCAUGAUCUACUUAUGUAAGAUUGGAGAUACUCGGCCUGUCAAAACCUUUGCUGGUCAUCAGGGUGAGGUUAAUUGCGUGAAAUGGGAUCCUACCGGUACAUUACUGGCCUCAUGCUCUGAUGAUAGUACUGCUAAGAUAUGGAAUGUAAAACAAGACAACUUUGUUCAUGACCUCCGAGACCAUAACAAGGAGAUUUAUACAAUCAGAUGGAGCCCUACAGGACCAGGAACCAACAAUCCUAACAAACCGCUAACUCUUGCCAGUGCAUCGUUUGACUCAACAGUAAAGAUAUGGGAACCAGAACUCGGAAAGAUGCUAUGUAGUCUCAACGGCCACAGGGACGCGGUUUACUCAUUGGCGUUUAGUCCAAGCGGGGAGUACAUAGCGAGUGGGUCAGUGGACAAAAGGAUACACAUAUGGUCACUAAAAGAAGGCAAGAUAGUGAAGACAUACACAGGAGAUGGAGGGAUAUUCGAAGUGUGUUGGAACAAGGAAGGUAACAAACUUGCAGCUUGUUUCGCUGAUAACUCGGUCUGUGUUCUUGAUUUCAGAAUGUAA
Molecule: messenger RNA, 1605 nt
Organism: Eruca vesicaria subsp. sativa (arugula)
Lineage: Eukaryota; Viridiplantae; Streptophyta; Magnoliopsida; Brassicales; Brassicaceae
Source: the annotation of a GenBank genome assembly